GGAAGAAGCCCGAUAUGACGCAUUACAUUACUUACUAAGUAAGCUUCAUUCGUUCCCGUUAUUUCAUAAGACCCAAUCCGGUUUCUGUUCUUCUGUUCCACUCAUUCCUCCCUCAGUCAUUUCUCGGUCAUCUUUUCCCCAAUUUUCCAUUCACAUCAAUUUGAUAGAAAUCCAAAUAUAAUGAAUCCUUUAUCAGCUCAACCUUAUCGUCUCCCCACCAGUCGUAUCAGUAUCAAAGUUCUUGCAGAAGGUGCUGCAAAUGUUAUAUAUCAAAUCACGCUUGAUCCAGGAUCACAAGACCUUGCCGAAGUGAACAAGGGUCAUCAAGAAUUAGAAUUUCUCUCUGGAAAAUUAUUACGUCUUCGAAAAGAUGUUCCUACUACAGCCCCAACUUCAGAUUCACACCAGCAAUGGCUCGGAUAUAUCUUACCCCUGUUCAACCCAGAACAAUUAGUUACUCAAGAAUUGGUCUAUAUUGGUCAUCUCAACGUAAUUCCUGGGCUGAACACCGAUCUCAGACGUUUUGAUAAUCCUGGUGGUACAUCUACCUCGAAUCAUCUUGCCCCACCAAAAGGGAAAUUCUAUCGUUCAAGGGCGCAAAGUGGUACUUUCUUAGCGAAAGAUGAUUAUGGUCUUUUGGUAACAGAUAUGACACCCAGGAAAUCAGCACACGAAACCGUCGUAGAAUUUAAACCAAAAUGGCUCUCUCCAUCUCAUGAAAUGCCAUCGAAAGCCAUACGAUGUCGAACGUGUGCCCUUCACGCACGUCGGAUCGCUUUUGGAGAGGAGAGAAAAAACACUGAUCUUCAAUCAUAUCUUUGUCCACUCAAGCUUACCGAUGAUGAUCCUAAGUUAAAGUUUGCAAAUUAUGAAGCAUCAGCGUCACAUAUAUUACACAAACCUCGUGAAUCACCUGCCGUUCAAUCACUUGCAAAAUGGAUCCACGAAAAUCCUUUACUCAAACGCCUUCGCGAUCUCCAGACAGAAUAUGAUGGUAAAGCAUCUUUGAAGCCGGAAAAAGCAUCUCAUGAACUUUGUGUGGCGAUGACGCUAAGAGAUUGUUCUUUGUAUAUUCGUAUGGAUCGGAAUUUCCAGGUUGUAGAAGCUCGUUUGGGAGAUCUGGAUUAUAAAUCUGCGAGGAAGUAUUCGUCGUGGAGGAAGAAAGAACAGGAAUUGGUUGAGGAGGGCUGGUAUUGUGGGGAUGAAAAGAGGGAGUGGAAACAACCGAUUGAUGAGUGUUUGUUGUCGAGGAAGAUUUGAGUUUGGUGAAUUUACUUCUGAUGGUAUUCGGUUAAGAGCCAGUCUCGAGUGAGAAGUUCAAUGGUUGGGUAUUCAAUGGGUUGCGUGUCCCAAUUAAUAAAGCGGUUUCUAAUAUUGCGAGCUGCGGGCUGCAGUCUGAUAAUUAAGAGUUCUCGACAUCCGAAGACUAUUUAAAAUUCGAGAUUCGAGAUUCGAGAUGUAAUCAAUCUCUCUAAUCGCUAACUUUUCGGGUCAUAUUCGACAAGUAACAUAACUACGAUCAUCAGACUGCACUCGAGGUAUUGGAAACUCUUAAAUAUGGAAUCACAUUGGAUCAAAUCGGAUUGGGUUGGGUUGGGUUGGGUUGAACAGGGAAUAAUUUUUAAUGGAGUUUGAUUUAUAUAGAUGGUUACGGGCAUGGAUGUGGGAAUGGAUAUGGAUAUGGGGUAGAUAAUAUUAAUAUGGAAAGAUAUCGACGUUUAUUGGAAUUGUCUGUCUAGAUGUAUUUUCUAUGGGAGACGCAGGACAUGAGGUUACUUUUCUGUACUUUUUGAGCUUUUUACGAAAGGAUAAGUAAGGGGUGUGGAACAUUUCAUUUUUGUUUCUUGUUUGUUCUUUCAAAUUUAUAAAUUUGAAUCUGAUUUACUUCA
Molecule: messenger RNA, 1889 nt
Organism: Botrytis cinerea B05.10
Lineage: Eukaryota; Fungi; Ascomycota; Leotiomycetes; Helotiales; Sclerotiniaceae
Exons: 3
Coding region: 181-1260 (359 amino acids)
Biological process (GO): inositol phosphate biosynthetic process
Cellular component (GO): nucleus
Molecular function (GO): inositol-1,3,4,5,6-pentakisphosphate 2-kinase activity; ATP binding
Source: RefSeq, a predicted model, not a curated record